This is a messenger RNA of Ochlerotatus camptorhynchus, 2195 nucleotides long. RefSeq lists its product as uncharacterized. The transcript has a single exon. The record is from RefSeq and is a predicted model, not a curated record. Bases 225 to 2195 code for a protein of 656 amino acids. Gene Ontology annotation, molecular function: nucleic acid binding. NCBI's taxonomy places the organism in Eukaryota, Metazoa, Arthropoda, Insecta, Diptera, Culicidae. Gene Ontology annotation, biological process: DNA integration.
UCAAAGCUCCAGGCGCCGGAGACAACGUGCAACUUCAUGGGUUUUGCGAUGCAUCCCAAAAUGCUUACGGAGCUUGCAUCUACUUGAGAAGUGUCGGAAGAAGUGGUGUCGUCACAACCCGUCUCCUAACCGCCAAAUCCCGAGUAUCUCCUAUCCAAACCUUAUCAAUUCCCCGGCUAGAGCUCUGCUCUGCUGUCCUCCUCAGCCAACUGUACCAAACUGUUAUGUUAAGCCUCAACAUAAAUGCUAAUGCUUAUUUUUGGUCUGACUCUUCAAUCACUCUCCAUUGGCUGUACAACCCACCGUCCAACUACAACACUUUCGUGGCAAAUCGUGUCGCGGAGGUGCAGCGACUCACUGAAGGAGGCACUUGGAAUCACGUCGCCGGUCUGGAGAACCCGGCCGAUCUCAUCUCGAGGGGUGUCGAUCCCUGCGAGCUCGUCAACAACGCACUAUGGUGGAAGGGUCCACCGUGGUUAACGUCCGAUCCAGCGGAGUGGCCAAGUAUGUUUCCAGUCCAAGACGCCUGUGAAUUUCCUCCCGAAGUUCUCGAGGUGAAGCUUCGUACGCUUGCAGCCGUCACUCGAUCCACCGAAGCUCCCGACCGCACACUGUUCACCCGCUACUCGUCACUAACGAGACUCACCCGCAUCGCUGCAUAUUGCCGCAGAUUUGUGCGGUACUGUCGGGCCAAUCUCGCUGGAUUCCACCUACAAGCUAUUCCAUACCUUACCUCAGCAGAACUCCUUCAAGCACAAGAAGGCCUUGUGAAAGUUGUGCAAAAUGAGUGCUUCAGCCAAGAAAUCGCUAUGCUUCAGGCCAGAUGCGAAGCGGAUCUCAAGAAAUCCCCAUUACGUACCUUGAAUCCCUUCAUCCACGAUGAUGUACUUCUGGUCGGUGGCCGGCUGAACCACUCUUCAUAUUCGUUCACGCGCAAGCAUCCAAUGCUUUUGCCUGCAGCGCAUCCGUUCACUUCACUGCUCGUUGAUUCGGUGCACAAGCAGCUUCUCCACGCUGGACCGCGUGCGAUGAUCGCACACAUCCGUGAACAAUAUUGGCCAUUAAACCUCCGUAACCUGGCACGGAGACACGUCAAAUCCUGCUUGCGUUGUUACCGCACACGACCACAAGCAGAACACCAGCUGAUGGGCCAACUUCCGAAAGUUCGCAUCACUCCGGCCCGUGCGUUCCUCAACACGGGCGUUGACUUCUGUGGUCCCGUUUGGCUGAAGGUACCAGUACGUCGAACGAAACCAGCUCCACCGAUCCGAGCAUACGUCGCUGUAUUCGUAUGUAUGGCUACGAAGGCCGUACACCUCGAAUUGGUUGGCGAUCUCAGCUCCGAAGCCUUCAUCGCAACGUUGAAACGGUUCGUUGCACGGCGAGGCAAGCCAAUCGCCCUGUUCUGUGACAAUGCCACCAACUUCAAGGGCGCAGACAGGGAACUCCGAGACCUCUGCAAGCAACUCAACGACCAACAACUACGACUGAAGAUAGCAUCGUUCUGCGCUGAAUCAUCCAUCCAGUUCAACUUCAUCCCCGCGAACGCUCCGACAUUCGGCGGCCUUUGGGAGGCCGCAGUCAAGGCUUUCAAGCAUCACUUUCGGCGAGUCGUCGGCUUGGAAUCCCUGUCAAGCGAUGUAAUGUGUACCAUCCUCUGCCAGAUAGAGAGCUGUCUCAACUCUCGGCCACUGACCGCCCUAUCUGAAGACCCAAGUGACACGGAAGCUCUCACACCGGGACACUUUCUGGUCGGAUCAGCUCUCCAAUCAAUCCCGAAGCCCGACUUUGCCCAAGUUCCCAACAACCGGCUUUCGCUUUGGCAGGAGGUGCAGCGCAGAACCCAAACCUUUUGGAAACUCUGGUCGGCGGACUACCUUCAUCAACUACAGCAGCGUUCGAAACACUACUACCGGCAGCCGAAUGUUCUGGUCGGCAAGCUGGUACUCCUGAAGGACGACAACCUACCACCGCUCAGGUGGAGCAUGGGUCGAAUCGAAACCGUCCAUCCCGGUGCGGAUGGCCUCGUCCGUGUGGUGACCGUCAGACUGGCAUCCGGCGCAGUCUUUGACCGACCGAUCGUGAAGAUCUGCCUGCUUCCCAUCGACGAUGACGCAAGAUCCACCUCCACUUCCGGCGAAGUGCCUGGUGACCCUGACGACAAUGCAGCGCCCGCUGCCAACCCAGAUGAUUGA